This is a messenger RNA of Cottoperca gobio, 1309 nucleotides long. RefSeq names its product CD209 antigen-like protein E. The transcript has 6 exons. Lineage: Eukaryota; Metazoa; Chordata; Actinopteri; Perciformes; Bovichtidae. The coding region runs from base 51 to 731 and encodes 226 amino acids. The record is from RefSeq and is a predicted model, not a curated record.
AGUCCGUGCUGCAAAGCUGACCUAGGAAAUCGUUGGCAUCCAGAAGAGCGAUGGAGGAACACUAUGUCAAUGUUGAAACUGACCCAAGAUCUUCAACAAAACAAAUGUGUUGCAGGUCAGAGAGGACAUUUGUUCGAGCGGUUUUACUCAGCAGUUGUGCUAUUUUCCUGCUGGUUGUGAUCAUCCGCCUCAGUUUCCACUACCGUGACUCAGCACAUUGUUCGGCUGCAGAGCUCUCCACUAUGGAAGCCAAGCUGACCUCCAUGACUGAAGAGAGAGACCGACUGACUGCCAGCCUCACUGAAAUGACCCGAGAGUUGGACAGGCUUCAGUGUUUGUCACAGAAGAAAACGUGUCCUGCAGGAUGGAGGAUGUUCAGUUGUGCCUGUUAUCUCUUCUCUAAUGAGGCCCGCUCCUGGGAUAGAGCCAGACAGGACUGCAGACAAAGAGGAGCAGAUCUGGUGGUCAUAAACAGUGAUGAAGAACAGACAUUUCUCUUUGGGUUAAUCAACCAAGAUACUUGGAUUGGUUUGAAUGACAGAGACGAGGAGGGGACCUGGAAAUGGGUAGAUGGAACUCCACUGACUCAGACACCUGUUAGGAACUGGGGGCCGUCGCAGCCUGAUAGUGCUGGCAAUGAGGACUGUGCAAGUAUCAGACAUGCAACCAAAGACUGGAACGACCGAGAUUGUGAACAUUUUCUGCUCUCGAUUUGUGAGAAAACAAUUUAACAUUUUUGUAUGUUUUGAGAUCACAAAUGCAAUCAUGCUUUUACAAUGUAAGCUUUGACUAUGCACGUUCUUUGGUAACAAGUGUUCUUGUAUACAUGUGGAUGGUGGUCUAGUGGUGCAGCUUCCAAAUACAACACCAGAUGGUUGAGAGUUCAAUACCAGGGCUGCCACCAUUGUGCCCCUGAGCAAAGCACUUAAUCCUGAGUUGCUCCAGGGGGACUGUCCCUGUCGUUAGUUCACUGUAAGUCGCUCUGGAUAAGACCGUCUGCUAAAUGACCUGUAAUGUAAUGUACCAAUGUAAGCAUGAAAAAAGUAUUCGAUAGAAAUGUGAAUGUAUGCAAUUAUACUGGGGCAAAUAUGUAGUUUAGCACAUUUAUGUCAGCCUUGAUCUUAGUAUCACAGGAGAAUAAUGCAUGAGUUUGUAAAAAAAGGUGUCUGUUACCUGUUUGUAUCAAAGAAUGUUCUUAUAAACUGCAAUGUAAUGUUCUUUUCAGUCUUGUAUGCGUCUUCCCCCGGGAGAACAUGGAGGCUUUUAUUUACACGCAAUAAAUAAUCCUUUAAAAUACGAGACAAAGACA